Messenger RNA from Monopterus albus (swamp eel), 1963 nucleotides. Its product is annotated as very long-chain acyl-CoA synthetase-like. Gene Ontology annotation, molecular function: long-chain fatty acid-CoA ligase activity; long-chain fatty acid transmembrane transporter activity. The transcript is spliced from 7 exons. NCBI's taxonomy places the organism in Eukaryota, Metazoa, Chordata, Actinopteri, Synbranchiformes, Synbranchidae. The coding region runs from base 482 to 1963 and encodes 493 amino acids. Gene Ontology annotation, cellular component: plasma membrane; endoplasmic reticulum membrane. Gene Ontology annotation, biological process: long-chain fatty acid metabolic process; long-chain fatty acid import into cell. The record is from RefSeq and is a predicted model, not a curated record.
AAAGACUUCAGUGUUUUUAUUGGAAAGCCAACCUUAAAUAAUACAUCUGAUUUUAGUUUUAGCUGAUAGGAGGACCACAGUGUACUGAAAUGUUUAAAGGGGUAUAAUUUUGUUUAAAAUACUUUGAAUAAAAAAUAUUUUAAAGACAUGAUUGUGAAUGAGCAAAGUAAUCCCAAGUCACUGACACAUUAAAGUUGCAGUCAUCACUUUGCCAAGAGCUGAAUCUACUGGUUUAUCAGUGUAUUGAUGCCAAAGUGGCCUUUGUUGGCAUUAUAUUGAUUUGUUACCACUUAGGAACACAUAGUGACUUUUUCAUCACAGCCCCCGGAAGAGAAAUUGGCUCAAAGUUCAAGAGGCGUAAACUGAAUUGGUCUGUAUAUUCAGCUGAUAUAUAAAGUUGAAAGCUGAGCCUUGUAGGACUCUUGUAGGACUCUUGUAGGACUCUUGUAGUAUCAGGACUGAGACAUUUUCCCUAAACAAAAUGAUUUUGUACCUUCUGUUUACUGCUUUUAUAGGUUUGGCAAUUUUGCUGUUAUGCCUCUACUUAAGAAAUCCUUAUGUUUGGAAAGAUUUAAGUUUUGCAGUUACUUUAAUCCAAAUUGCUUUACGCAUGAAUAAAAUCAAGAAACAGAAACCAUUUUACAGCAUUUUGGAGUGUUUUUUGGAGAAAGUGGCGAGACAGCCGCAUAAGAAGUUCAUAGUUUUUGAGGAAAGCUCUUACACCUACAGCCAAGCCGACAAAGAAAGCAACAGAGUAGCAAGAGCUCUGUCAACUCAUGCUGGCCUGAAGGAGGGGGACACGGUGGCCUUGUUCAUGGGCAACGAGCCGCACUAUGUGUGGAUCUGGCUCGCACUGGUCAAGCUUGGAUGCACAGCUUCUCUUCUGAACAACAACAUCAGAUCCAAAUCUUUGCUACACUGCUUCUCCUGCUGUGAAGCCAAGGUCCUGGUCGCUGGUGCUGACCUGCAAGCAGCUGUAGAGGAGGUGCUGCCUGCUUUGAAACAACAGGGCAUCCGUGUAUUUAUCCUCACUGAGGACUGCAGCGUUGAGGGCAUUGAAAGCCUCUGUGAUAAAAUUCAGCAGGCCUCAGACCAGCCACUGUCACCUCAGCUGAGUGCCAACAUUGACAUUAAGAGUCCUGCACUGUACAUCUUCACAUCAGGAACCUCGGGGCUUCCCAAGGCAGCUAUAGUCAGCCAUGAGAAGCUAUGGAUGACGUCUUUUGUGCUGUCACUUGUUGGCGUACGCUCAGAUGAUAUUAUUUACAUUUACCUGCCUCUCUACCACGGUGGUGGCUUUCUGAUGGGACUUUGUGGGGCCAUAGAAAAAGGCAUCACUGUUGUUUUGAGGCGUAAAUUCUCUGCCUCCCAGUUCUGGAAUGACUGUAGAAAGUACAAUGUGACAAUCAUUCAGUACAUAGGAGAAAUUAUGCGCUAUCUCUGCAACACACCAAAGAGGGACAAUGACAGAGAUCAUAAAGUUCGAUUGGCUUUGGGGAAUGGGAUCCGGGCCGACACCUGGGCUGAAUUCCUGCAGCGAUUUGGGGAUAUUCAUAUUUGUGAAUGCUACGGAUCGACAGAAGGAAAUAUCGGCUUUAUCAACUAUGUUGGGAAGAUAGGGGCCGUUGGCAAAGAACAUUUUAUACACAAAAUGGGAUAUUCAUAUGCCCUUAUAAGGUAUGACCCAGAGAAAGAGGAGCCAGUCAAAGACUCCAGAGGAUUUUGUAUCAGAGUCCCCAGAGGAGAAACUGGUUUGUUGGUGUCAAAGAUCGGAGAAAGAACACCUUUCAGUGGCUACGCCAAGAACGAGCAGCAGACAGAGAAGAAGAGGCUGAGAAAUGUGUUUGUGAAGGGAGAUCUGUACUUCAACAGCGGCGACCUUCUAAAGAUAGACAACGAGGGAUUUGUCUUCUUUCAAGACCGUGUUGGAGACACCUUCAGGUGCAUAGAUAAAACAACCUGA